Lycium barbarum (goji berry) is the source of this 695-nucleotide messenger RNA. Its product is annotated as GTP-binding protein YPTM2. The record is from RefSeq and is a predicted model, not a curated record. Gene Ontology annotation, molecular function: GTP binding; GTPase activity. Bases 1 to 609 code for a protein of 202 amino acids. The transcript has 8 exons. Lineage: Eukaryota; Viridiplantae; Streptophyta; Magnoliopsida; Solanales; Solanaceae.
AUGAAUCCCGAAUACGACUAUCUUUUCAAGCUUUUGCUUAUUGGAGAUUCUGGUGUUGGCAAAUCAUGUCUCCUUCUCAGAUUUGAUGAUUCAUAUCUUGAAAGUUACAUUAGUACCAUUGGGGUGGACUUCAAAAUCCGCACAGUGGAACAGGAUGGAAAAACCAUUAAACUUCAAAUUUGGGACACCGCCGGUCAAGAACAUUUUAGGACAAUCACCAGCAGUUACUAUCGUGGGGCUCAUGGCAUAAUUGUGGUUUAUGAUGUGACUGAUCAAGAGAGCUUCAAUAAUGUCAAGCAAUGGUUGAAUGAAAUUGAUCGAUAUGCAAGUGAUAAUGUAAACAAGCUUCUUGUGGGAAAUAAGUGUGAUCUCACAGCGCAAAAGGUAGUUUCCACGGAGACAGCUCAGGCUUUCGCUGAUGAAAUUGGUAUUUCUUUCAUGGAAACAAGUGCAAAAAGUGCGACCAAUGUCGAGCAGGCUUUCAUGGCCAUGGCUGCUUCAAUCAAGAACAGAAUGGCGAGCCAACCCGCAUCAAACAAUGCUCGGCCUCCAACUGUGCAGAUCCGCGGACAACCUGUUAACCAGAAAAGCGGUUGCUGCUCAACUUGAAAGGAUGAAGCUACAUCAGCACAAUGAUGCUUCUGAUCUGAUGUGACAUGUAAAAUUAGUCUCAGUGGUUUCAUGUUUAGAUGCUA